Cyprinodon variegatus (sheepshead minnow) is the source of this 2456-nucleotide messenger RNA. Its product is annotated as OX-2 membrane glycoprotein-like. Gene Ontology annotation, molecular function: cell-cell adhesion mediator activity. The coding region runs from base 122 to 1231 and encodes 369 amino acids. The transcript has 7 exons. The record is from RefSeq and is a predicted model, not a curated record. Lineage: Eukaryota; Metazoa; Chordata; Actinopteri; Cyprinodontiformes; Cyprinodontidae.
CUGAACGGGGAGCGGAGAGCAUCAGGGAGAUACCGUUUGCUUUAAAAGGAGAACUAUAUCUGCUUUUACAAGCUGCAGAAUAGAUGUGAAACUGACUGGGUCAGGCGUGUGAACUGGUGAGAUGUGUGGACCGGGCCUCCCGCUGUGUCUGCUGUGGAUCAUAGGAGCAACCACACAAGUAUCGGCUAAGGUUGCAGCUCCGGCUAGCCUGACUGCAGAGGCGGGACGUCCUGUCCUCCUCUACUGCAACAUCACCACACUACAGGGGGAAAGCGUCCGCCAGGUGCGUUGGCUCAACAAUCAAUCCGCUCUGCUCCUGGCGUACUCGCUGUCUCCGUCGUUGCGCGUCAGCCACCGAGGAGCAAACGUGGAGCUGGCGGCGGCCGACCACGGCUCCAGCAGCAUCAGCAUCAAGAAGGUGGGGUCUGAUGACGGCGGCUGCUACCGCUGCAUCUUUGACGUCUUCCCCACCGGGAUGCAGGAAAGCUCCACAUGUGUCAACAUCACUGCUAAAGUCCACCUGGAGGGGAACAAGACAGCCGUCAGUGGGAAGCCCGUCAGCCUGUCCUGCUCCUACAGCCUCAGCGACCGGGUUCAUCAGGUGAUGUGGAAGAAGACCCCCGAGCAGGGCGACACCACCAUGGUGGCCUGGAACACCAAGGCCAACCAAGGCAUACGGGAAGAGUUCAAAGGUCGGGUCAGGCUGACCCGCACGCUGGGAGAAAGCACACUGACCUUGGCAAAGGUGCGAACAGAAGAUGAGGCGUGCUACAGCUGUGAGUUCCACACCUUCCCUGAUGGCACCAGGAAGGCCACCACCUGCCUCUCCGUCUACGUUUUACCCAAACCAGAGGUGACCCAUGUGACCACAUCCUCAGGAAUAACAGAGGCUAACUGCACGGCCCAGUCCAGGCCUCCAGCAAACAUAGUGUGGGACGCCGGCAGUGAUAACAGAACUCUGGGUCCACCCAUCAUAUCCUCUUAUGAGCAGGGCGAUGGCACCACCAUAGUGACCAGCACGCUGCUCUUCCAGUCUGCGGUAACCAGUGGGCGGUCGGUCAGAUGCAUCGUGCAGCACCAGGGUUUGGACAAAGCCCUCACACUGUCCCUCCAAACAGACGCAAUGAAUCCAACCACCAUUAUCCUGAUCUCGGUGUGUGGUGUGGCAGCUGUUCUCCUCCUGUGUCUGUGUGUGUGUCUCUGCAAGUGCUUCAUCUGUACCGACGACUGAUUGGACAUUCCACAUCCCCGCUAGACUAAUGCUACGGCCGAGUUCUGAGCCUGACCCAGAUGCUCGGCGCCGUGCAGAAAAGAAGCUGCUUGUUCUGCUCCUCCGACCUGGAAACAUUCUGCUGGAGCAGAAACCUGCUUUCCUACAAAGGAAAAAGACCUGAACCAUUAUUUAAUGCUACAAAUGACUCCUGCUAAUGAAGAACUGCUGAAAGCUGACAUUUUCAUAGCCCUAAGAGUUUACAGUAUAUUUGGAUUCAGUAUAUUUAAUUCCUCUUUUUUUCAUUUUAUAAAAUCUUCUGUAACUAUAAAGAUCAUUAUAUUAAACUGACUGCCUUAAAUGUGAUAUUUAGAAAUGGUUUACUGCUCUGAUAUGUUUUAUUGAGGCUGUAUUUUGUUCAGAGAAAUGUGAUCAUUGCAUCUUAAGCUAACGACCCCACUGCCUUCUCUAACGGUUUGUGAAUCCUGAGGUAUGUGCAACGCACAGGAAAUGAGCAGAAAUGUCUGAAGGAAAAUACUAAGAUGACAAAAAUAUAAAUCUCUGCUCUAACUUUAGCUGUGUUUAGUCUCCUGACUGGAUAAAUACAGCUUAAAGCCACAACUGCUUAUUGUCGCUGCUGCCUGGUGGUUUUUGGACACAGACAUCCCCACAAAAAGCUCUUCCUUCACCCAGAAUGCUUCCAUUAGUGGUUGUUGGAGACUCAUGCACAUUAGAAGAGAACCAGUUUUGACCUUGCAAGUUACGGGAAAGCCAAAAACAGCCAAAACGCCGAGGUGGGAUGUGACUGUAUGAACCUGAGCUGCAUGAGUCAUUGUGAUGGAGGAGAGAAUGGAAGCUGUUGGGUUGAACCCUACAUGUGGGCUGGAGAUGGGUGGUUAAGCUGUAAGCUUUGUGUUUCUGGGGUUCACACCGCCCCCAAUGAUUCCUGAGCAGGUGAACCCCGCAGCUGUGAAUCACUGUUCAUACUGGUGUCAGACAGAAGGCGGAUAGGUUUCCACGUGUUCUCAUGUUUUUUAAAGGAAGUCUCUUAUUUUGCAUUUCGGAGUCAGAGAACUGAACUGCAGAGGGUGGUAAAGUUUUGAUUCUAUAAAUUAAAGUGUUAACCUUUUGUUAAAUACGUGUUAAGGAAAUGUUUUCUAACUAUUUUUAUAUAGUGAUGUUUAUAAAAUAACAUAAUUGUGGAUUACCUUAACUGUGCUGCUGUCUUAUGUGUUUCCAAACAGUA